AUGGUCCACACGGGGGCCGCUAUGCGCCAUCCCAGGAAGCUUACGGAAGAGCUAAACCAGAAAAGAGCAGAUCUUAUUGUAAGCUACUUUGCAUAUUGCCAGUUGACUAUAAAUUUAGAUCUGUCUUUGACUCAGUCCAGCAGGCACUGGAACUGGAGAACUCAGGUUUCCACACAAGACAUCAAAGCUAAGAAAAGCGGUAAUGCCAUGGACAAAUUCCCAGUCUUCAGCGAUUCCUAUACUGGACCGAUGUCCCAGUUUUGCUACAGGGACCUUUUUGAUAGCUUUCAUUUGUACCCAGAGUCCUCCCACCAGUUUCCUGGUCCUGAAGAUUUGUCUCUGCUUCCAUUAAUCCCAGAGCAGCUGACAGCUGAAAAUCCCUACACCAGUCCUUGCAGUUUCCCAUUUCAAGCCUUCUGUGGGAAUUUUAGAAGAUGUGAGUACUCCUGCAGCCCUGCUUUCAUCAGAAAAAGAAAUGAAAGGGAAAGGCAGAGGGUUAAGUGUGUCAAUGAAGGAUAUGCCAAACUCAGGCAUCACCUACCUGCUGAGUACUUGGACAAACGGCUCAGCAAAGUUGAAACUCUUCGAGCUGCAAUUAAAUACAUCCGACAUCUGCAGUCUGUGCUACACAGUGAUUCAGAGGGGAAUAGCAGGGAAGCUCACCGGUCCUCCCAGGACAGAUCUAGAAAUGAUUCAGUUCCAAAGAUGUCAUAAUCUGUUACGGAGCAAACAUAGUACCUCUAUAGGUAUCCAGCAUGUAAGGAUCAGAUUAACUUGCAAGAUAGACUGUGCUGGACAGUAUCUUAAUUUCAGCAUAUUAAUUUCAGUAUCUUAAUUAUAGGUAUGAGAUGAAUGUUGCUAAAAUGUUCAAAAGACUGAAUAGCUGUAAUUGUUUAAAAGAUUCCAAAAUAUGUUCAAUAUAUGUAGGACUGAAAGUUCGAGCAGAUACAACCCAA
Sceloporus undulatus (fence lizard) is the source of this 956-nucleotide messenger RNA. RefSeq names its product achaete-scute family bHLH transcription factor 3 (gene ASCL3). The record is from RefSeq and is a predicted model, not a curated record. Bases 1 to 714 code for a protein of 237 amino acids. Gene Ontology annotation, biological process: developmental process; regulation of transcription by RNA polymerase II. Lineage: Eukaryota; Metazoa; Chordata; Lepidosauria; Squamata; Phrynosomatidae. Gene Ontology annotation, molecular function: protein dimerization activity; DNA-binding transcription factor activity, RNA polymerase II-specific; RNA polymerase II transcription regulatory region sequence-specific DNA binding. The transcript is spliced from 3 exons.